CAAAGACAGGCGAGCUGUGACAGCAGCUUCCGCUCAGUCGUGUAUUUAAUUUGAUAAAAGCAAACGGAUCAAUGCAUCGUCAGGACGUUUUUAGUCACUUUACUUUCACGCUGUUUCAGCCACAUCAAACUGUGCAGGAAGCUGAGAGUGCGCGUGACGAGGCACCCCGGCGUCGGACGCAGUCAGUGCUGCGAGAUGCUGCUGCUGUGCUGGUCGCCUCUGCUGCUCUGCCUCUGCCUCCGCGCAGAGAACGUCGCCGUCAUCCGGGCACCGGGCGAGAACGUCACCCUGCGGUGCUCCCUGGACGGAUGCGCCCGCAGCGCCCACGGCUACGUCGGCAUGUACCUGUACAGGUACGCCGGCAGCCGGGAGGAGGUGCUGUACUACCACGGCGUGGACGGAGCGGACAAGGUCUCCGCGCGGGGCAGAUACACGCGCCGGGUCGAGAAGCAGGGAUCCCUGCGGAGCCACGGCAUCAGCAUCCGCGAGCUGACGGCGCGCGACUCCGGCGUCUACAGCUGCGUGUACAAGCAGACGCCGCAGGACGAGACCACGUGCAACGUGUACACGCUGGCAGUGAGCGACGCAGCUCCCUCUCCAGCGUCUCCCGAGCAUCCUCCCACGAACCCCCCCCACGGCGACACCCACGCGUGGCCGCCGCUGGCGCUGGUGACACCCGCCGCCGUCCUGCUCAGCGUGCUGCUGACCCUGCUCUUCGUCAAGGUCCUGGUCCCGUCGGUGAAACACUGGGCCAGCAGCAGCAGAAGGGCGAGAAGCGGCUCCUUGGACCCCAGCGAGUACGUGUAUGAGGUCAUGACUAAGAACGGCCUCCAGGCUGCGGCACCCAACCCGUACGACGCCGCUUAGCAAAAGUCCGCUUGUAUGAUAUGUUUUAAGGCGAAAUUCAAUCUAAAAUGCGUAAUAUAGAAAAUACAGGAGACCUCUUAAAGGAGCUGUGGAAUUGCAGACCUGCACAGUUCUGUUUGAAAAAGACAUGAAACGAUGGUUUUUGUGUGUCAGCAGGAAUCAUUGCACACAUGCACAUGGAAAAUGUAUGUAUGAAACAGAUGCAGUUUCCUUCAUCAGAUUGCAUUUUGUAAACUGAUAUCGCUGUAACCACAUGCCUGUUUGUGACGCGCGGUGGUUUUCUUUGGUUUUUAUUAGAAGCGACGUUGGUCGGUAAACGGCAGGAAGCGAAAUCUAAAGGAGAGUAAAUAACGCUUAAUAAGGUCAAAACAAAUAAUAUUUUGGGUUUCAUCGUGUUUGCUCUUGAGCCUUGUGUGUUUUGAAGGACAUAUUCACAGCUGACCAAAACUUCCUGGUCUUUGUUUCACACAGUCAAAACACCAGCAUCGGUGAAAUCUCUUAUCAUGUUUGUGUCGUCUCCUCAGUCCGUUGAACUGAUUGUCUGAACCACAGGCCUUUUACAACGCAGACAAGCCUGCAUCACAGGAAACACAGGCUGUGAACGCAGGCUUUACAGCAUCAACACAAAACACAGGAAACAUCAUCUUGGACUUGGAAUUUUGCUUUUAACAUCAUAAUAACCGCUCAUAAUAAAUGUAGUGGUAAAACGUGCUGUGCAGAACCGCACCACAGAUUUAUUUGCUUUCUGCUGUUUGUAUAUUUGCACAAAAACAGCUGUUGAUUUGUUGCUUUUCAUGAUAUGGUUUAAAUGUUUUCCCCAAAAUAGACACAAAAUAAUAACGACUCA
Messenger RNA from Betta splendens (Siamese fighting fish), 1714 nucleotides. RefSeq lists its product as uncharacterized. Bases 196 to 867 code for a protein of 223 amino acids. Gene Ontology annotation, cellular component: membrane. The record is from RefSeq and is a predicted model, not a curated record. Lineage: Eukaryota; Metazoa; Chordata; Actinopteri; Anabantiformes; Osphronemidae. Gene Ontology annotation, biological process: adaptive immune response. The transcript has 5 exons. Gene Ontology annotation, molecular function: signaling receptor activity.